AAUAAAAUAAUUUUAAGUGAUGCAAUACUCAUUGAAAAAGCCAAAGUACUUGCUAAUAGUUUAGAAAUUUCUGAGGAGCAAAACAAUAUUCGUCAAUAUAAACUUGAAGGGGAAUCAGAAUCUGCUGAUGAAGCGCCAACAGCUUCGACAAACCAAAGCACUCCUGCUACUAAAAACACAAAUCCUAGUCUUAGUUUGCCCAAUAUUGACUCAAACACAAAGAUAUACAUUGAGGCUGCAUGUCAAGCUUUGUCAAACAUGAUUAUUAGCACUAUUAAAGAAUAUAUUGACCAAACAUUAGAUGCUUAUAUGGUGUUGAUUAAUAAGCUCAAUAAAUGUAUUGACUCUUCUCUCAACCAGCAAAAGCAAAACCCACAGCUAACUCACUCUACUUAG
This is a messenger RNA of Racocetra fulgida, 396 nucleotides long. The record is from the annotation of a GenBank genome assembly. NCBI's taxonomy places the organism in Eukaryota, Fungi, Glomeromycota, Glomeromycetes, Diversisporales, Gigasporaceae.